Labrus bergylta (ballan wrasse) is the source of this 2191-nucleotide messenger RNA. RefSeq names its product polymeric immunoglobulin receptor-like. Gene Ontology annotation, cellular component: plasma membrane. The record is from RefSeq and is a predicted model, not a curated record. Gene Ontology annotation, molecular function: transmembrane signaling receptor activity. NCBI's taxonomy places the organism in Eukaryota, Metazoa, Chordata, Actinopteri, Labriformes, Labridae.
GAACAUCGUCCUCUAUUUCUAACAUCUUGUGAUUAUGACUGCUAAUUCCUGUAUAUCUGUUUUUUCUGCCUCAGUGGGUUUCCCCUUCCCCUUUACUGCCAGACACUGUUUCUGUAGAAGAAGAUAUGAUCAACCGCAAAUGAAAAUAAGGAAGGAUUCAUCGAAAAGGCGUUAGGUGUAGAGUUUUUAAGUAACGGCUUGACCAAUUCAGGAACCAGAACUCUUUGAGAUCAGUGGACUGUGAAGAAGCAGCAGUUAACCUGAAACAAGCAGCUGGAGUCAGAAAGCAGCAUGAUGAAGAUCUUUGUCCUGCUCCUCGUCGCAAUGAUGACAGGCUGUGAAGCUACAUCUGAAGAUUCAUCUGAAGAUUCAUCUGAAGACAUCGACAUGAUGGGAUGCAGUGGUGGAUGGGUGGACUUCACCUGCAGAUAUCCAGAUGUUAAUACAAGUUAUGAGGCUGUUUAUGUCAAGUGUGGUGAUGAAACAGUCAUAGAAAGUAAUCUCACAGCUAGUUGGAAAAGUCAAAACAGAUUUCACCUUUACCAUGACAGGACAAAUAAAAAUCUCAGGGUGAUCAUCAGACAACUUCAGUCUAACGACUUUAAGAAGUGGAAGUGUGGAUUUGAUCAACACGAUUCUGAUCAGGAGGUGGACUUGAAACGUGAGGAUUCUUACGAGACUCCAUUUAAUCAGAUUGCAUAUAAAACGGCUAAAACCACCAUCACGUGUGAAUAUCCAAACAAGUCAAAUGUCAAGUUUUUCUGCAAAGACAACGGCUUCAUCUGUGAGGACAUUCUUUCAGAACCUCCUCUGAGGUCAAACGGGACGUUCAGUCUCAAUAUAACAGGAACAGGUUUAAUCGUGUCCAUCAGUAACGUGUCCACGCAGCAUCUGGGCGACUACUGGUGUGGACUGAAAUCUAAAGAUGGAAUUUCCAGAGCCGGACUGAAGAAGAUUCAUCUAAAUGUUGAAGAUAUUACUACCUCUGAAUUGUCUCUAGCUGUUGGACAGACUUCUACAUUCAGGUGUGACUAUCCAGAAAGUUCUAGCAUAUUUAGAUUUUUCUGUAAAGGAGAGGAUCCCUCUUCAUGUCAGACUCUAAUAAGCAAACAGGGGUCACGCAGAAGCACUGGGAGGUUUUCCUUGAAGGAAGAUCAUCGGAAAAAACAGAUCAACAUCACAGUGACAGGAGUCACAGCAGAGGACACUGGGACGUACUGGUGUGGUACAAAAAACAGCGGCUCAAAAACAGACAAGUUCUACCACAGAUUUCUGGUGACUGUAGUGCCUAAAUCUCAAGAGGAGGAAGUCUGGCUGUUACCUGUGAUCAGUGCUGUGGUCGUCUGUCUAGUCGUGGUGCUUAUCAUCAUUCUGGUUCUGGUCUACAAACGAUGUAAGCGUUCAGAAACCUGGAGAGAUGGAGGAGCACUCGAGGAACAAGCCUACGCAGAGAUCCAGGAGCGACCUCCUCUUCCAACCAUCUACGCCACCGCAAACUUCCCCAGCAUCUCAUCUGCCCCACCGGGUUACUCCGUCGUCACCUUCAAAAACAGCUCUGACGUGAAAGGAGACGCAUAUUCUACUGUGCGACACCCUGACCCAAGUCCCGUCUACUCAACUGUCAAUCACACGUGUCCACAUUGUCUGUAGACCCUGUUUAUUCCACUGUCAGCUACGGACAGCAGCACUAUGGGCAGGUCAGGCGGCUCUGAGACUUUAAGGUGUCUGCACUGAUUUAGACUGAUGGGGAAAUGUAUGAAAGCAGUGCACGACUGAUGCGGCAGAAACUGCGUCGCAAAGAAACAUCGUCUCUGUGCUGAGGAGCUGUUUGUGGUCAUUUCAACCCAACAUUAUGCAGACAUCAUGAAGCGUCGUCAUGGAGCAUCAUCGGACACUUUCCAUUCAAAUGAGCCUCAAAGUAAAACAUUCAUUCAGGACUCAUUUAUAUUGUUUUUAUGUAUUUUACAUUUUGAUAUUACCUUGAGUAAAAGCAGAUUUCAAGCAGCGCAGCUUUUUUGAAAUAGACCAAACGGUCGUUACAGAGUGAGGUAGAGGUUUACUUUCAUAACCUAGCAACAGAAGCGCUCUGAAACUGACAUUGUGGGCACUGCCGGUACAAGCAGCAACCUCCGAUGUUAAAAAGUGAAGCCAAUUCUGAAGUUCAAAAUCCUGCAGUUCCUGGAGUGUCCAC